This is a messenger RNA of Vicia villosa (hairy vetch), 504 nucleotides long. RefSeq lists its product as uncharacterized. NCBI's taxonomy places the organism in Eukaryota, Viridiplantae, Streptophyta, Magnoliopsida, Fabales, Fabaceae. The transcript has a single exon. Bases 1 to 504 code for a protein of 167 amino acids. The record is from RefSeq and is a predicted model, not a curated record.
AUGUUUCUUGCUUUCUUACAUCCAUACAUUGAUGACAUUAUCGAUGUUGGUGAUGAUGGAAAUUGUGGUUUCCGUUUUAUUACAGCUUUACCUGGGUGGGGAGAGGAGUCAUGGUCUUUGAUACGAACGAAGUUAGAUACUCAAGUACAUCAACACUCUGAUUUGUUUUCCAAGUUGUUCUAUGACAAUGUUUCUAUAGUUAAGAAUGUGUUACGCGUAGAACACUUGGGUGUGCAGGAUAGGGAAAAAUGGACGACGAUUCCUGAUAUGGGUUACCCUAUUGGUUAUAAAUACAUUGUCGUAUUUGUUUCCCUUCCCAUGACAUUUAACAUCACUUUUCCCCUUAUCUUAGCUCCACCUAUGUAUACGAGUAUGCACACAAUAAUUGUUAUUGGUUUUAUCAACGGGAAUCAUUGGGUUCAGGUAAAGUUGAAACCUGAUUUUCCAUUGUCUCCCGUAACUGACCAGUGGAGACAUAAUUGUACUGAUGAUGCAAAAGCAUAG